GCGGCCCGUGUCCGCCGCAGUCCCGGACGCCAGAGCGGCCGCAGCAUCCUCCCGCUGUCCUCGGUCGGCGCGCUCCUCGUCCGCCUCCUCCCGCUCCUCCUCGCCGGCCCCCGCGAUGGCGAAGCCGCUGACGGACAGCGAGAAGCGGAAGCAGAUCAGCGUGCGCGGUCUGGCGGGCCUCGGCGACGUGGCCGAGAUCCGCAAGAGCUUCAACCGGCACCUGCACUUCACGCUGGUCAAGGACCGCAACGUGGCCACGCCCCGCGACUACUUCUUCGCGCUGGCGCACACCGUGCGGGACCACCUGGUGGGCCGCUGGAUCCGCACGCAGCAGCACUACUACGAGCGCGACCCCAAGCGCAUUUAUUACCUUUCCCUGGAAUUCUACAUGGGCCGGACCCUGCAGAACACGAUGGUGAACUUGGGUCUUCAGAACGCUUGUGAUGAAGCUAUUUAUCAGCUGGGGUUGGACUUGGAGGAACUAGAGGAGAUAGAAGAGGACGCGGGCCUUGGAAAUGGAGGCCUCGGCAGGCUGGCAGCCUGUUUCCUUGAUUCCAUGGCCACCUUGGGACUGGCGGCGUAUGGCUAUGGGAUCCGCUAUGAAUUUGGGAUUUUUAACCAAAAGAUUGUGAAUGGCUGGCAGGUUGAAGAGGCCGACGACUGGCUGCGCUACGGCAACCCCUGGGAGAAGGCCCGGCCCGAGUACAUGCUUCCUGUGCACUUCUACGGGCACGUGGAGCACAGCCCCGAUGGUGUGAAGUGGCUGAACACGCAGGUGGUACUGGCCAUGCCCUAUGACACGCCGGUGCCUGGCUUCCGGAACAACACCGUCAACACCAUGCGGCUCUGGUCCGCCAAGGCGCCCAACGACUUCAACCUGCACGACUUUAAUGUGGGAGACUACAUCGAGGCCGUCCUGGACAGGAACUUGGCUGAGAACAUCUCCCGGGUCCUGUAUCCAAACGACAAUUUCUUCGAGGGGAAGGAGCUGCGCCUGAAGCAGGAGUACUUCGUGGUGGCUGCCACCCUGCAGGACAUCGUCCGCCGCUUUAAAUCCUCCAAGUUUGGCUGCCGGGACCCAGUGAGGACCUCUUUCGAGACUUUCCCGGACAAGGUGGCCAUCCAGCUCAACGACACUCACCCGGCCCUGGCCAUCCCGGAGCUCAUGCGGAUCCUGGUGGACGUGGAGAAGUUGGACUGGGACAAGGCCUGGGAGAUCACCAGGAGGACCUGCGCAUACACCAACCACACAGUGCUGCCCGAGGCGCUGGAGCGCUGGCCCGUGCCCAUGUUCGAGAAGCUCUUGCCGCGGCACUUGGAUAUCAUUUACGCCAUCAACCAGAAGCACCUGGACCACGUGGCUGCCCUGUUCCCCGGGGACGUGGACCGCCUGAGGAGGAUGUCCGUGAUCGAGGAAGGGGAUUGCAAGCGCAUCAACAUGGCCCACCUGUGUGUGAUCGGCUCCCAUGCUGUCAAUGGUGUGGCACGGAUCCACUCGGAAAUUGUGAAGCAAUCUGUCUUUAAAGACUUUUACGAGCUGGAGCCUCAGAAGUUCCAGAACAAGACCAACGGCAUCACGCCGCGGCGGUGGCUCCUGCUGUGCAACCCUGGGCUGGCCGAGGUCAUCGUGGAGAGAAUCGGUGAGGGCUUCCUGACUGACCUGAGCCAGCUGAAGAAGCUGCUGCUGCUGGUCAACGAUGAGGCGUUCAUCAGGGACGUGGCCAAGGUCAAGCAGGAGAACAAACUGAAGUUUUCUGCCUUCCUGGAGGAGGAGUACAAGGUAAAGAUCAACCCAUUCUCCAUGUUUGACGUGCACGUGAAGAGGAUCCACGAGUACAAGCGGCAGCUGCUCAACUGCCUGCACAUCGUCACCCUGUACAACCGGAUAAGGAAAAACCCUUCCAAGUUCUUCGUGCCCAGGACGGUCAUGAUCGGGGGAAAGGCCGCCCCUGGCUACCACAUGGCCAAGAUGAUCAUCAAGCUGGUCACGUCCAUCGGCGAGGUCGUCAACCAGGACCCUGUCGUGGGCGACAGGCUCAAAGUGAUCUUCCUGGAGAACUACCGCGUGUCCCUGGCCGAGAAAGCCAUCCCCGCCGCGGACCUGUCACAGCAGAUCUCCACGGCGGGCACCGAGGCCUCAGGCACGGGCAACAUGAAGUUCAUGCUCAACGGGGCCCUCACCAUCGGCACCAUGGACGGCGCCAACGUGGAGAUGGCCGAGGAGGCCGGGCAGGACAACCUCUUCAUCUUCGGCAUGCGGGUGGAGGACGUGGAGGCCUUGGACAGGGAGGGUUAUGACGCCAGCCGUUACUACGAGCGUCUCCCCGAGCUGAGGCAGGCAGUGGACCAGAUCGGCAGCGGCUUCUUUUCCCCCAAGGAUCCCGGCUGCUUCCGGGACGUCGUCAGCAUGCUGAUGCACCAUGACAGGUUCAAAGUGUUUGCUGACUAUGAGGCCUACAUGGAGUGCCAGGCCAAGGUGGAUCAGCUGUACCGGAACCCUAAGGAGUGGACCCGGAAGGUCAUCAGGAACGUCGCCUGCUCCGGCAAGUUCUCCAGCGACCGGACUAUCACGGAGUACGCCCGGGACAUCUGGGGCGUGGAGCCCUCCGAUCUGAAGAUCCCGCCACCCAACCUGCCCAGGGACUAGGCGAGGGCAGGGCCGCCCCGGCUGCCAUCUUCGGCGUCUCCUCGCUUUUUCACUGCUGUUUCCUGGGGGUGGGGGUGGGGGGCACUACAGGGUCUCACCUUGCCAGGAGCCUGGAUACGUUUAGUUUGGAGCCUCUGGAUUUGGGGUCUGUGGGAAGGUGGCUGUGGGGAGGCCCGGGAAAGCGCAUUUCUGCAGACACGGCGUGGCCAUGCCCGGCUCUGCUGUCCUCCCCCAGACCCUUGGCCCCCUCAGUCCCGGCCAUGCUGGGAGGCUUCACAGCCCUCUCCUCUGUCCCAGGGCCUGGACCUGGGUGUGAGUCGAGGGGGGGGGGGGGCGUCUGUCACCCAUGAGGACUGUUUUCUAAAGAUUUUCAGCUAUGGAAAAGUUCAAACCUCCGCAGGGUACAGAAGCAGGGAUGGCCACUGCGCGCCCCUCCCAGACUGGGGCUGUCUUGACUCCCCUCCUCUGCUGUCUUGAAGCCAACCCCACACAGUGAUCGGUUUCAUUCUUGAAGACUUUUUUUUAUGCAGGUUAUUUUCCUUUUUGCAGCAGGUCAGUGGCUAAAUAAAAAGCAGUUACGUCAGUGUUAUCUGGAGGCACUAAAAGAUGUCAACUUCAGUGUGCAAAUUCAGCAGAAAAAGUGAAUCAGGACCCCUGCGAGGGUGGAGGGCACCUGCUGCGAGGGAGGGUCCGAGGCUUCCUGUUGGGCCACCUGUGCCCGCUCCAGGCUGCCGUUUGGGGAGAUGGAGAUGAGCAGACAGAGGAGGGACAUGGAGAGGCUGUGGGGUGCCUGGGUUGCUUUUCAGAGGAAAAUUAACUUCUCAAGGGAUUGAAACCAGUCGAAGCCUUUCCCUGUUUGGAAACUGGGGGCGGGUCAACAGUGCCCUCCCCCAGCCUGGACUCGCAGCCCCCUUGGCGCUCUGGGGGCCUCCGCUGGCUGGGGGCUGAGUCCCUGUCUCCUGGUGCCAAUGCCCUGUCUGCCCUAAGCUGUGUUGACACGUUCCGUCCCCCACAGGAGGGCUGAGCCCCUUCCUGCCUUUUCUGCCCGAGCAGUCUGGCUGGAGAAAGGACUGGGAGGGUCUAGAGGGGGAGCCUGGUGGUCAGCAGAGAGGAUGAGGCUGUCUCCUGUUCCACUGCUGCCCUGCCCAGCCCCUUCCUGCCCGGCGCUGCUGCUGGCCACUUUGCACAGGGUAGAGCGCCAGGGGUGAGCCAGCGCAGAUGACAGAGAGGAGCCCCCUUCCCAGCCCUGGCUCCUUGCUCCAGGACAGGGCCUGCAGUGGGGCUUUGCUGGUGGGUGUAUGGCUCCACCAGAGCCCCUGGGGUGGGAUUUUUUUUUGCGGGGGGGGCGGGGUCCAAGUUCCGGGCUGUAUGGUCCCCUGAUGCCACCCUGCUCUGCUGUGUGACCCUCACUAGCCACUUGCCAUUCCUGUCUUGCGUGAGAACCCAAUUAAACUUGCCUGCCUAUGCA
Messenger RNA from Choloepus didactylus (southern two-toed sloth), 4115 nucleotides. RefSeq names its product glycogen phosphorylase B (gene PYGB). Gene Ontology annotation, molecular function: pyridoxal phosphate binding; glycogen phosphorylase activity. The record is from RefSeq and is a predicted model, not a curated record. The transcript has 20 exons. The coding region runs from base 116 to 2647 and encodes 843 amino acids. Gene Ontology annotation, cellular component: cytoplasm. NCBI's taxonomy places the organism in Eukaryota, Metazoa, Chordata, Mammalia, Pilosa, Megalonychidae. Gene Ontology annotation, biological process: glycogen catabolic process.